AUGGACAAACCAUCGUCACCACCAAAGGCGGCAGCUCCGGAAGAUGUUUGGUUACGUCAGGACACGGGUCGAAGUAACAAGUCUCGAGUCGUUUGGAUCGCGCUGAUGAAGGUCCUGUCGGGCUUUGUGCUUGGAGUGCUCUUCUAUGGUGCCUUGAGACAUUUCAAUCCCUCUUUUGGGGGGAAAUUGCGGUAUAUAGGGUCGGUUGAUGGCGAGGUGGCGGCGGGAGACGGGGGAAAUGCAUUCAAAAUCAGAAAAGGGAGCAAGUACUUGCUUGGGGUUGGAAAGGCCGACAUCACUGGCCCGGUCGUGGAAAUAAACAUGAUGGGAUACGCAGACACCAAGCAGGUUGGGUCUGGCCUCCGUCAGCGCUUGUUUUCCCGAGCCUUUAUUAUUGGCGAUCAUGAGCGUCCAGACGACCGAUUUGUAUAUCUCGUUCUGGACACUCAGUCUGGAGACACAGCCGUGCGCUAUGGGAUUCUGGAAGGACUAGCCAACCUUGGAAGUGAUUAUUCUGUUUAUGGACAACACAAUGUAGCCGUCACUGGAACGCAUUCUCAUUCUGGGCCAGGAGCUUGGUUGAACUACUUGUUGCCGCAGAUCACUAGCAAAGGCUUUGACAAACAAAGCUAUAAGGCUAUUGUGGAUGGCGCCUUGUUGUCAAUCACUAGGGCACAUAGCAACUUGCAGCCCGGAUAUCUGAGCGUCGGCUCCACGAAGGUCUUUGGUGCAAAUAUCAAUCGGAGUCUUUAUGCGUAUCUCGCCAAUCCAGAAGACGAAAGAGCUGGCUACAACACGACCAACGAAGACGAUGGAAGCGUCGAGAAAACUUUGACCUUACUCAAAUUCCAAAGAGCUUUGGAUGGAAAGAACAUCGGCGUGUUGACUUGGUUCCCUACACACGGAACGUCGAUGUUGGGCAACAAUACUCUCAUAUCUGGCGACAACAAGGGUGUAGCAGCAGAUCUUUUUGAGAAGAGCUUGAACGGGGACGAGACUGCUGCAAAAGGCUUCGUAGCUGGGUUUUCCCAAGCGAGCGUGGGUGACACGAGUCCAAAUGUACUUGGUGCGUGGUGUGAAGAUGGGACGGGACGCCAGUGCAGCUUCAAAAAUAGCACAUGCAGCAAUGGUAAAAGUCAGAACUGUCAUGCCCGCGGCCCCUAUUUCAGGAGAAACGACAACGGAGCUUCUUCGUGUUUUGAGAUAGGAAAGCGCCAAUUCGAGCCCGCUAAAGCGUUGUAUCAGGACAUGGAUAACUUAGGAACUCCUAUUACCGGGUCCUCUGUGAAAUCGUUCCAUAUCUUCCACGACAUGUCCAACUUCAGCUUUCCACUAUCAAAUGGAAGCUAUGUAACCACUUGUCCUGCAGCUUUGGGCUAUUCUUUCGCAGCUGGGACCUCAGAUGGGCCCGGAGCUUUUGAUUUUACACAGAAUGAUCCAAAUACCCCAAAUGCCUCGCCGGUGUGGCGAGUGGUGUCAGGCUUCGUCCAUGAACCAAGCAAGGCACAACGGGCUUGUCACUACCCGAAGCCAAUACUGCUGGAUGUCGGCGAGGUCACAUCUCCGUACCUCUGGACGCCGAACGUGGUCGACGUACAGGUCCUUCGCGUAGGUCAGCUGUUCGUCGUCGUCAGUCCCGGAGAAGCGACAACGAUGUCCGGGCGCCGUUGGAAAAAGGCAGUAGCUGAAGAGGCAUCAUCGCUGGCUCUUUCGGAUUCUGCCGCUGUGGAUCCAGUUGUUGUACUGGGUGGUCCUGCAAAUAGCUACACCCAUUACAUUGCUACGCCCGAAGAAUACUCGGUACAAAGAUAUGAGGGCGCUUCGACUUUGUACGGAGCUUAUACAUUAAAUGCAUAUAUAUAUCUCACACUCACGAAUCUACCAUAUCUCUCUCCUUCCUCAAAUACACGCCCUAAGCCAGGACCAUUCCCACCAAAUAACGUCAACAAUUCCCUCUCGUUUAUAACCGGCGUCGUCUUUGACAACCCCCCUAUCUUCAAGAAGUUUGGCGAUGUGAAGACCGACGUUCAACAUUCCUAUCGCGCCGGAGCUACAAUUUCAGCGGUAUUUGUAGGCGCAAACCCAAGAAAUAAUCUGAGGCUAGAACAAACGUACGCGGCUAUUGAAAAGCUCGAUUCGUCAAGCGGGCGAUGGGUGAUAAUACGAGACGACAGUGACUGGAGUCUCAUCUUCAAAUGGAAACGGACCAGUGAAGUCUUGGGAACAAGCGAGGUGGAGAUAGUUUGGGAAUCAGAAGAAGGCACUGGGAACGGGCAGUAUCGAAUUCAUUAUUGGGGGGAUUCAAAGUCAGUUGGCAGCGGAGCUAUUUCUAGUUUUGAAGGACUGAGUGGCACGUUUGUUUUAACAUGA
Messenger RNA from Glarea lozoyensis ATCC 20868, 2370 nucleotides. RefSeq lists its product as uncharacterized. Gene Ontology annotation, cellular component: extracellular region. NCBI's taxonomy places the organism in Eukaryota, Fungi, Ascomycota, Leotiomycetes, Helotiales, Helotiaceae. The coding region runs from base 1 to 2370 and encodes 789 amino acids. The record is from RefSeq and is a predicted model, not a curated record. Gene Ontology annotation, molecular function: N-acylsphingosine amidohydrolase activity. The transcript is spliced from 2 exons. Gene Ontology annotation, biological process: long-chain fatty acid biosynthetic process; sphingosine biosynthetic process; ceramide catabolic process.